AUGGUCCGAUUCGAUGGUCCGAUUCGAUGGUUCGAUUCGAUGGUUCGAUUCGAUGUGCGAUGUUUACAUCCUUCAUCCAGUGACCCACGCUCUAUCUCGGCACCUGCCCGAAUCCCCAAGGGUGAACCCUCAAGAGACUUUACCCGAAGUAAAACAGACAAUCGCAUAUCCGCAUUGGGGAACCACCAGAGAACACAUCCGGUUCACAAGGGACUUUGCCCGAAAACAAAGCAAACAGCCCCAAUCCUACGCUGUCCGCCGUUGGGCACAACCGUGCUUUUCCUCCCCUUGGAACACCAGGCUCCUCGGGAUACCCCCGCCGAAGCAAAAAUAGUAAAUGCUCCAUCCCCGCGUUCACCCAUGAAGCCGACCGAGAAAAUUAAUUGUACUAAUGCGCAUUUGCUUGUCGCGCUGCUUGGAACAUUGGAUUUGUUCCCGGGUGAAGAGAUAUUCGAGGUGAAAUGGAUGGGUGAAUUAGAAACCAAGUGGGAAACUAAACAAACUCUGUCCAAAUGGCCAGAAAAACUUGAUAAAUUCCUACGCAUCGAGCAGCUAAAAGCCAACAGCAAAAAUUAUCAUUUGCCUGUAGAUAUUCCACAAUGGGAAAUAACCUACAAGUGGAAACCCUUUACACAUGAACCAAUUGACACACCCUUUCAACGAAUAUGCGUACCCUUGAUUAGACAAAUAAUCGAAAAGAAUCGCAAAAUGUUAUCAAGUUCUCGUCGGGAAUACCAACAUCUUCAUCCUCAGAUGUACGAGGCGUUUUGUUUGGAGCGGAUAAAGACUCCAAAAGAGCAAAAAGAACAAGAAGGUAGAAUCGAGAGUGUAAAAUUUGUAGAGGAUAAAGUGUUUUGGGAGAAUUUGAAGAUGUUCUGA
Messenger RNA from Ambispora leptoticha, 879 nucleotides. The record is from the annotation of a GenBank genome assembly. Lineage: Eukaryota; Fungi; Glomeromycota; Glomeromycetes; Archaeosporales; Ambisporaceae.